CGCGAAAGAUGUGAUUCAUAGUAGACAGGAAGGUUGUUGGGGCAUUUGUGAGGCCGAAAGGCAUCACAAGGAACUCGUAAUGCUUGAAGCGAGAGCGGAAGGCAGUCUUAUGAGUAUCCUCUUCGCGUAUGCGGAUCUGGUGGAAGCCACUUUGGAGGUCGAUCUUUGUGAAGUACUUGGCUCCACGGAGGCGAUCAAGAAGCUCGGAGAUGCGAGGGAUGGGGUAUUUGUUCUUGAUCGUGAUCCGGUUGAGGGCGAGGUAGUCUGUGCACAUGUGGAGUUCGGUGGUUCCACCUUUCUUGACGAAGAGGCAACUUGUACUGAAGGGGGAGGAACUUGGCUUAAUGAAUCCUUUUUCAAGAAGGAGUUCGUUUAGGCAAAGAAGGCGAUAGUGUUGAAGGGCAUGAGUGAGGAGGUCGGUGAGGGACAUGGGUGGCUCGUAGGCGAGGGCGGAUGCGAUGUCCUUGCGGCAGACCCGCUUGAAGCGGGAAAUGAAGACGUUGUCGCUGAUUUGGUUGUGGGGAAUGUUUUGGCGGAGAGUACGGACAUAUUGGACGAAGCGGUCGGUGGGGCUGUUUUGGCGAAGCCUCCGAAACUGGUCGACGUAGUCGCCGAUUUUCUUUCGCGGGCGGUAGUGGAAGAAGUGGAGGGUGGGAUGGUGUUGCUGGAGGAUGGGGUGGUCGAUGAUGACGAAGGAGGAGAGGCUGAGGGAGGAGUGGUGGUGGGGGUCGGAGUGGAGGAGGUGGUCGGUCCGGAUGUGGAAGGGGGUGGAGUUGUGGUGACCACUGUGAUGACCGGAGCUCGUCGCUCGAAGGCGGUCAUGCGAUCGGAGAGAGCGGAGAUAGUUGUUUGCAUGUCGGUGAGAGAUGUUCGAACGGUUGUUUGUACGGUGGAGAGCAUGUGGAGGAUGCCCGAGAGGAGGCAGCAGAAGGCAGAACGUCAGCGGCUGGCCAAUGAGGCGGCAGCCCAAACUCAGCGCACUGCUGAGGCUGACGCAGCGGCUCGGGACAAACGGAAUGCCGCCAGCACAGAGUCCCUGAUUCAAAAUGAGAAUCAGUGGACAAUGCUACUCCAAGGCAUGAUCUUUGUGCCUACGGACGCGCAGGCGGAUCCGACACCGGCGGAGGCAGAGAGGAGUAACCUGGCUAACUUGAUGUUGCACAUGAUGAGGGGAGUGAUGUGGAAUAACACACUGCUGCAGGCACACCUGCUCACGGAACAACAGCACAGACAGAAGCAGCAGCAAGACACUGCCGCUUUAACAGCUGCCGUCCGCGCCGCAGCAACACAGCAGCAGCAACAGCAUCAGCUGUUGAACUCCACUCUCGCACGCAUCAACAACAUUGAGGCUAAGGCCUCAGCAGCGCCAGGCUGCACGACAGACACGGCGAAGCAGCUCGGGGAGCGCAUCGACCAUGUCAUCACUAUUAUUGGCGAACUAGGUGAUUUCGCUAGUCCGGCCACGAUCAGCAGCACGGCGGCCGCCGUCAAGACGGACAUCACCAAACUGCAGACGAGACCGGACGCCACUCCAAGGACAUACAAGAUGCCGCACUUCAACAUCAGCAAGUUUGACGACUACAACAAGACGGACGCCUUGACAUGGUGGCAAAGCUUCCUCACCGAAGCAUCCUGCCGCACUAUACCGACCGAAGACAUGAUGAAAGCGCUCUACCUCCAACUUAUUGGAGGAGCACAGGCAUGGAUGAACCAUCUCGCGGCCAAUCAGAAAUGCACCAUCGCCGAACUCCACACGCACAUUUCGUGGAAGGAGUUCGAGCAACUGUGGUUCACUCGAUUCAUGGUCCGCAACGUUGUAAAGGCGGGCCAUGAACGAGGUCUACACCAGCUCACAAGGAAACAUGCCAACUCGAGACUGGACGAUCCAGUGGCAGAAGAUAGUAACCACUCCAGGCUUCGACUUGAGAUUCGCGACGCCAUAGCUCGGAAUGACGUCGAGGAGAUGGGCCUUGUUUUCUUACAUGCCCUCCCCUCGCCGGACGGACCAGCCGCGUCACCCCCGGACCCACGUAUUACCCACCUCUUAGACGGAUAUGGAGACGUCUUUGAGGCUCCCACCGGAACGGUUCCGGAUCAGCCCAUACGUCACGGGAUCACUCUCGAGGCUGGUGUCGUCCCUUCGCGUGGAUGCAUUUACCGCAUGAGCGAAGAGGAACUCGAGGUGCUUCGCGCACAACUCGAUGACCUUCUCGACAAGGGUUGGAUUCGCCCUAGUUGUUCGCCAUACGGUGCGCCCGUUCUCUUCGUCCGGAAGCAGAACAAGGACCUACGGCUGUGCAUAGACUAUCGAAAACUUAACGCACAAACCGUUAAGAACGUCGGCCCUCUCCCUCGGAUUGAUGAUCUCCUUGAGCGGUGGCGGCGUGACGUACUUCUCGAAGUUUUUUACCACCAGAUUGAAAUCCAGCCUCAAGAUCGGUACAAGACCGACUUCAAAACGCGGUAUGGGCAUUUUGAGUGGGUCGUCAUGCCAUUUGGACUCACCAAUGCCCCGACAACUUUCCAAGCAGCCAUGACAACGGAGUUCCGAGACUUGCUCGAUCGUUCUGUCCUCAUCUACCUCGAUGAUAUCUUGGUCUAUAGUAGGACGUUCGACGAGCACCUCGUACACCUCCAUGUGGUGUUGGAACGUUUGCGAGCAACCAAGUACAAAGCAAACCGCGACAAGUGCGAAUUCGCCAAGCAAGAGCUUGAGUACUUGGGCCAUUAUGUGACGCCGAAAGGCAUUCGUCCCUUAGCGGACAAGAUCCAAGCCAUCGUGGAUUGGCCGAAACCCCGUUGCACGACGGACGUACGCUCUUUCAUGGGUUUGGCUGGAUAUUAUCAGCGCUUCGUCGAGUCUUACUCCAAAGUGGCAGCUCCUUUGUCGAGACUUCAGUCCCUGAAGGUAGGUGAAUCUGCAGCUGUUUCAGUUGAGACUAGUUGUGAUGAUGUGUGUUUGGGGACUGCGCGGGCAGCAUCCUUCUGCUAUGAGGAUCCUGACCCGGAUCAGGACCCGGGGCAGGAUGAGCUCCAGUCUAUUGCUGCCUUCGUCCUUCAUCUGAAGGAACAAAAGAAAAGCAAGACGGAUCUCAUCACGCUUCGGCCACUGAUCAACAGCACCAGGAUCACUGGGCUAUUGGACUGCGGGGCCACCAGGAACUUCAUGUCUUCCAGUGCAGUUAAAAAGCUGCACCUGGGCAUGAAAGUUCAGCAGCUGCAGCAACCGCUGCUGGUGCGAAUUGGAGACUCUACAGUACUCAGCAUCAGGGAGAAGGUCAAGGGCAUCCCGAUGACCUUCGAUGCUGCAGGAAAAGUCAGACACAGUCUGAAUUUUUAUAUCUUCCCUGAGCUUCCCUUUGAUUUGGUGUUCUCCAUGCAGUGGUUGAGGGCAGUCAACCCUAGGAUCGACUGGCAAAUCCCUAGAGUUGAACUACCAGACAGCCAGGGUGUGUAUCAGCCAUGCAUGAUUGCUGCUGAUCAUCACCCUAAGACCUCCUGCUACUGCUUGAGAGCGAGGGAGUUCCAUGCUCUCUCUCGCCAAUACCACCAUGAGCGUCUGUUCAUUGCUUUGGUCAAGCAAACAGAUGCUCCCCCUGUUUCCUGUCCUCCUGAGAUACAGCAGGUGGUAGACCAGUAUGCUGAUCUGAUGCAGGAGCCCUUUGGGUUACCCAACCGGCCAACCAAGCAUCACAUUGAGCUGCUGCCUGGAGCGGUCCCUCCCAGGGGCCGCAACUACAGGAUGUCCCCUGCUGAGCUUGAGGAGCUCAGAAAGCAGGUUGAGACCCUGACCAGCAAGGGCUGGAUCAGACCCAACACUUCUGAAUUCGGUGCACCUAUUCUCCUUGUGCCCAAAGGGAACGGCGAGUUCAGAAUGUGCAUUGACUACAGGGGUCUCAACAAGAUCACUAGGAAGAGUAUUGAGCCACUUCCUAGGAUCGAUGACCUCCUGGACAUGGUGCAAGGCUGCACAGUGUUCAGCAAAGUCGACCUCAAAUCUGGCUACCACCAGAUUGAGAUGGCAGAGGAGGAUGUCUACAAGACAGCCUUCAAGACCAGGUAUGGGACUUAUGAGUUCUUGGCCAUGCCAUUUGGACUUUGCAACGCCCUAGGCACUUUCCAGACAGAGAUGCACCACAUCUUCAGACCUUACCUGGACAAGUUUAUGGUUGUCUACCUGGAUGAUAUCGUGGUAUUCAGCAAAACUGCUAGGGAACAUGCGGAGCACUUGGCUCUUGUUSUUCAGUCGUUACGUGACAGCCAGUACAAGAUCAACAGAGAGAAGUCCUCCUUCGGAGUUCCCUCUGUCAUCUAUCUGGGUCAUGUAAUCUCUAGAGAUGGUCUGGCUCCUGAAGCAACCAAGACUGCUGCUAUUCAGGAGUGGCCUCAACCUCAUACAGUGAGGGAUGUCCGGUCCUUCAUGGGCAUUGUUGAGUUAUCACGUGGCUUCACCAAAGCACUCAAAGCACAGCUCUGUGCCGCACAAUUUCCGAGCAUGCUUCUGCCUUCAUGGUUAUCACGUGGCUUCACCAAAGCACUCAAAGCACAGCUCUGUGCCGCACAAUUUCCGAGCAUGCUUCUGCUCUCAUGGUUGGUCGAUGUUGCAGCAUGUGCAAAGGGCUCAUUUGAAAGACGAUUGGAGCAAUGUCGAGGCCCGUUUACACCUCUUCUAAGAGGGUCAAGACAAUGCUAUUCUUUUGCCCGAAGAUCUCCAGCUGCAGGUGAUAUCUUUACCAGAAAGCCACAUGCUUGGUUGAGAUGAAAACACGGAAAGCUCCAUGUUGUGGGAUGUUGGCAGCCAGGCGCUGCUAUUCAUUCAGCCCGAGAGCGACAUGCUCCUGCUUUUCUGGCAAAUUUGUGCUAGUGCUGACAUUGAGUACUCCACAGCUUUCCUUAGAUGCCAGGCCAUAGGGGACACCAUUAGAUCACUGAGGAGUUCCGGGUUAUGUCGUUAUGCAAAUCUGUUCAGUGGAUGGGAAAGUCGGUGACCUCAGGAGGAGGAUAAAGUCAUGAGAGGAAC
Chara braunii is the source of this 5020-nucleotide messenger RNA. The record is from the annotation of a GenBank genome assembly. NCBI's taxonomy places the organism in Eukaryota, Viridiplantae, Streptophyta, Charophyceae, Charales, Characeae.